Messenger RNA from Dendrobium catenatum, 3383 nucleotides. Its product is annotated as probable splicing factor 3A subunit 1. The transcript has 3 exons. NCBI's taxonomy places the organism in Eukaryota, Viridiplantae, Streptophyta, Magnoliopsida, Asparagales, Orchidaceae. The record is from RefSeq and is a predicted model, not a curated record. Bases 552 to 3002 code for a protein of 816 amino acids. Gene Ontology annotation, cellular component: U2 snRNP; U2-type prespliceosome; catalytic step 2 spliceosome. Gene Ontology annotation, biological process: mRNA cis splicing, via spliceosome; regulation of alternative mRNA splicing, via spliceosome. Gene Ontology annotation, molecular function: RNA binding; protein binding.
GUCUAGGGUUUCAUCUUCUCUAUUUGGUCGUUGCUGUUUGGUCAGUUCCUUGCUUCGCACUUUCGCAGGGGUGUAAGAUUGGACGAGUUGCUUCUUCUUCUCCUUCGUUUUUGUUCUACUUCGCUCCUUCGACGACGUUCCCUUCCAGUCGGAUCGGAAGUUACGGCAUUUUGAUCGGAAGCGACGACGGGAGCUCGCUCGCUCUGAAGGUAACUUUCUACCUUUCGUGCGCUUCUUCGGCCAAAUCCCGUAAAUCCGGCGAACUACAGGAUUUAGUAAAUCCGGGAUUUACGGAAAAAAGAGGGAAACGGAGGAUUUAUUCCGCCGUGAGAUUUAUUUAUAGGGCGCUCAAAUCCCGUUUGGCAGGAUUUUGCAUAAAUCCUGUUGCCAAACAGCCCUUAUAUUUUUCUAUCCUUAAACAAAUUUUGUAAUCCAAAAAACCAGUUUAUAUAAGCGGAAAAAAAAAAACACGGUCUCUACGACGAUCUGUAGGCAAACCCUAGCCUGAUUUCCUUGCCUAGUACGAGAUAUUCCCUGUGGAAGGAGCAGGUAUGAUUGGCCCAACACUUACCCUUCCUGCACCGCCCGCCGAUGGUGACCUUGGACCGAUUCCUCUGGCCCAAGUCACCGAAGAUUCCAGGGAUGCACAGAGUGGUUCUGCCGUUGAACCUCCUCCACUACCUCCGGCUUCUGUGGCGACGCACACCCGGACGAUCGGGAUUAUUCAUCCUCCCCCAGAUAUUCGUAUGAUCAUCGAGAAGACAGCAGCCUUUGUUGCUAAAAACGGCCUUGAAUUUGAGCGGCGCAUUCUUGCCAACAACGCUGGCAAUGCGAAGUUCAACUUUUUGAUUCAAUCCGAUCCCUACCAUGCUUACUACCAGCACCGGGUCUCAGAGCACCGGAUUCAGGUACAAUCCUCCCAGCAGACGGUAUCUGACCCUUCCCAGCCAGCUGAGUCUGGGUCAGCUGCUUCUGCAGCUGUCACACCUGCACAACUUGCGGCCGAUGAUGGCGACGCUGCAAAGCCAGUAGAAUCGGCCGUGCAGUUUCUGAUUCCCCCUAGAAAGGUGCUUGAGCCGCCUGAAGCUGAACAGUAUACUGUUCGGCUUCCCGAAGGAAUCACCGGCGAGGAGCUGGAUAUUAUUAAGCUCACUGCUCAAUUUGUUGCCAGGAAUGGAAAGUCAUUUUUGACAAACCUUACAAGUCGUGAGAUUAGCAACCCCCAGUUUCAUUUCCUGAAACCAACUCACAGCAUGUUCACCUUUUUCACUGCUUUGGCUGAUGCGUAUUCAAAGGUUCUGAUGCCACCAAAAGGGAUUACUGAUAAGCUGAGUAAAAGUGUUACUGAUAUGACAACAGUUCUUGAGCGUUGUUUGCACCGAGUUGAGUGGGAGAGGUCUCAGGAGCAAGCAAGGCAGAAGGCUGAGGAUGAGAUUGAGCAGGAGAGGGCACUGAUGGCAAUGAUUGAUUGGCAUGAUUUUGUUGUGGUGGAGACCAUUGAAUUUGCUGAUGAUGAGGAUGAGGAGCUUCCAGUGCCAUUAACACUUGAGGAGGUCAUAAGGAGGAGCAAGAUAUCAGGUUUGGAAGAGGAAGGUCCAGUAGGAGGUGUUGAGCCUGCAAAAGAUAUGGAGAUGGAGAUGGAUGAAGAGGAGAUGCAUCUUGUUGAGGAAGGCAUGAGAGCAGCAAGAAUAGAUGGCAAUGUUAUUGAUGAGAAAAAGGGUGAACCCAAGGGACCAACAGAUGAACCUGAGGCUCCAAUGAGGAUUGUGAAAAACUGGAAACGGCCUGAGGAUAGAAUUCCUGCUGAGAGGGAUCCCACUAAGUUUGUUAUAUCACCAAUAACAGGGGAAUUGAUUCCUAUCAGUGAGAUGGCCGAACACAUGCGUAUAUCCCUCAUAGAUCCAAAAUACAAGGAGCAAAAGGAGCGGAUGAUGGCAAAGAUCCGGGAGACAACUCUUGCUGCAGACGAUGAGAUCUCUAGAAAUAUUGUAGGACUUGCACGAACACGUCCGGAUAUCUUUGGAACCACAGAGGAAGAAGUUUCAAAUGCUGUCAAGGCUGAGAUUGAAAAGAAGAAGGAUGAGCAACCAAAGCAGGUGAUAUGGGAUGGACAUACUGGAAGUAUUGGACGAACUGCAAAUCAGGCACUUUCUCAGAGUCUUUCCAGUGAAGAGAUGGUUGACUCCAAUGGCAAUGAUGGGAGGACUCUUCCAGGUCCUGCUCCUCUACCAAAACCUGGAGCUCCAGUAAUUCGUCCACUCCCUCCUCCGCCUGGGUUGGCUUUGAAUCUUCCUCGCUUCCCUCCAAAUGUUUCAGCAUACUCUACAAACACUAUGGGAGUAGUUCCUCCACCGCCAAGGCCUGCUGUUUCAGUAAUUCCAUCAAUGAGGCCACCCCUUCCAACUAUGUCUGGUACUUCUACUCAGCAACCUCUUAUGAUUAAUAGACCCCAAGUGCUCCAGCCCAUCUCAGUUAAUCCUCCAAAUAUACCUGUUCCGCCUCCACCAGGUUCCCAGUUUACUCCUUUGGGAAUUCCAAGACAUUUUGCUCCAAUGCCUAUUCCCCAUCCCAACAUGCCAAUGGUUCCUCCGCCGCCUCUUCCUCUAGGAAUGCCUCCACCUCCACCACCUGAGGAAGCUCCUCCUCCACUUCCUGAUGAACCAGAGCCCAAAAGGGCAAGAAUGGAUGAUACUUCACUUAUCCCAGAGGAACAGUUCCUUGCACAGCAUCCGGGUUCUGCCCGUAUUUCUGUAUCGGUUCCUAAUGUUGAUGAAGGGAAUUUGAAAGGUCAAGUUUUGGAAAUCACCGUCCUCACACUUUCUGAGACUGUUGGGAACUUUAAGGAGAAGAUUGCUGGAGAGAUUCAGCUUCCGGCUAAUAAGCAAAAACUGAAUGGGCGGGCUGGUUUCCUAAAGGAUAAUCUCACUCUUGCUUAUUAUAAUAUUGUUCCGGGUGAAACCUUAACUCUAGCAUUAAGGGAGCGUGGUGGAAGAAAGAGAUAAACACUCAAUUUGGUGGCUUCAAGAUUCUGCAAUCUGGGUUUGACUACUUUGAAGGUCUAUUCUGGAAGAGAUUAUUCUGGGCUGACACGGGACGGGAGAAUCGUCCGGUUUACGCUUAGGUACUGAGCCACUCGGUAUUAAGUUCGGUAUCAGACAUGGCGCAUUUUCAUUCGAGUCUGGACUCCGCACAAAAUAAUUUUUCCAAUUAUGGAGGGCAGAUGUACACUGAAAAAGCAAGUUGGAUGUAUUUGAACUUUUUGUUGGCAUGUUUCUGUUACCUGUUUCUCAGUCUUUAUUUUGUUUUAGUUUCAAGAGAAACCUUUAAAAGUCUGUUUGUGUACUGUCCUUUUUUAUAAAUACCCAAAAAUAUUUUUGCGAUGA